AGUGUUGUGAAUAAGUGACAUACCUCAAGCUAUAAGAAGUGGGCAGCCAUGCUUGAGGACAACAGUUCUUCAGAUGAAGAAAUCUCAGCCCUGCUCCUGUCUGACCCAUGCUAUCGGAAGUAUGCUGCUCUGAAGAGAAGAUGUCAGGCUGUUGACCAGGAGAACCAGCGGCUGGUGGGCCGCGUGUACCACGUGCAGCGCCAGGUGCGUCUGGCGCGCCGCCAGUGCCGUCUGGUGGCCGCCCGGCUGGAGCAGCACGGUGACGACUAUUGUGUGGCGGCGCAGCGCGCGGCCGACGCUGAGCUGGACGUUUGGGACGACGGAGGCGCGCCGGGCCGCCGGGCCGCCGCUGCCGAGACGGUGCCCAAGUCUCGGCUGAAGUCGGAGAAGAAGUCGAAGCGCCGGUUGAACGAGCCGAAGCGGCCCUCGAACCCGUUCUUCCAGUACUGCCAGGAGCAGCGCGGCCACAUGCUCUCGCAGAUGAAGGGACAGAGUCCCGCCGGAGUGACGAAGGCGGGCGUUACCAAACAGCUGGCGGCCAACUGGAGCCGCAUGUCCGCUCAGCACAAACAGAAGUACGUGGAGCGAUACGAGGAGGACAAGCGACAGUACGCCAUCGCCAUGCAGAAGCUGCAGAGCGGCGGCACGCAGGGUACCUCCGGCCCGUCGUGAGCGACAUCUCCGGACUUAAGUCGGUAGGCUGAGGGCCAGAGUGCCCAACGAUUGUAGUUUGCGCGUCAAAACAGUGUCUGAAGGUCGAUCACCAGACUGCGGCCGGCGGACAUCCUUAAAGGGACUGUCCCACCUUUGCAUUAGUUCUGAGUUGAUAUAGCCAAGUUGGCGGCCAGGUUCAGAAACCACUAUAUAUCCUGGUCGCAAUAUCCUCAGUUUCGUGGUGUUAAAGAAAUUC
This is a messenger RNA of Amphibalanus amphitrite, 910 nucleotides long. RefSeq names its product high mobility group B protein 1-like. Lineage: Eukaryota; Metazoa; Arthropoda; Thecostraca; Balanomorpha; Balanidae. The coding region runs from base 49 to 672 and encodes 207 amino acids. The record is from RefSeq and is a predicted model, not a curated record. The transcript has 5 exons. Gene Ontology annotation, molecular function: transcription cis-regulatory region binding.